AUGGGCGCGUUGAAUUUUCUCUACAACGAUCAGCUGUACCAGCAGAAAGCUCAGCCGGACAUGACGCCGACACCGAACUCCCAGUACGACUUCAUCGUGGUCGGGGCUGGGACAGCCGGUGCUACGAUAGCCUCCAGGCUCAGCGAGAUCAGUGAUGCUACAAUUCUUUUGAUCGAGGCAGGUCCCGAGGAGACCUUGCUAAUGGACAUUCCCAUUCUGGCGUCGUUCCUGCAGGACGUGGACGAGAUCAAUUGGAAAUACGAGACAGAACCGUCCGAUCGAUACUGCAUGGGGAUGAGGGGCCAUAAAUGCAAGUGGCCCAGAGGCAAGGUGAUGGGCGGCAGUAGCGUUUUGAAUUACAUGAUCGCCACCAGAGGUAGCCCGAAAGACUACGACAAUUGGGCUAAAAUGGGCAACACUGGCUGGGCUUACAAGGACGUGUUGCAGUAUUUCAAAAAGCUCGAGAAUAUACUGAUACCCGAGCUAAGAAAAGACAAAAAGCAUCACGGCACGAAGGGUCCAGUUACCAUAGACUACGCACCUUACCAUACCCCUCUGCUAGCCGCAUUUCUAAAUGCUGGCCAGGAAUUAGGUUAUCCACUGGUGGAUUAUAACAGUGAGAAGUUGAUCGGGUUCUCGCAGAUACAGUCGAACACAUGUGAAGGAUACCGAAUGAGCAGCAAUAAAGCGUACCUUAUGGGAAAAGGACGGAGGAACCUUCACGUGACGAAGAUGAGUAUGGUGCAGAAGAUACUGAUAAACAAACGAAGCAAACGAGCGAUCGGUGUACAGUUCAUGAAGAACAAUCGUCUCAUAUCGGUUUACUCUAGGAAAGAAGUGAUACUGUGCGCGGGAGCUAUAGGAUCCCCUCAACUGCUCAUGCUGUCCGGGGUCGGUCCUGGCGAACACUUGAGGAAACUCGGAAUAAAUGUGAUCAAGGACUCGCGGGUUGGUGACAAUGUCAUGGAUCACAUAGUAUACGGUGGAUUAACGUUCACGAUUAACCAGCCGGUCAGUGUUCUAAUGUACAAUGUUGGACCUAUCGAAACCCUACACAAAACCGGUCCGUUCACGAUCAGUGGCGGUUGCGAGGGUAUCGCUUUCGUGGACGUGGACGAUCCGAAAAAUCGCCACGGGAUUCCAAAUAUAGAGCUGAUCUCUCUAGUUAGUUCAAUUUACACGUACAAGGCGACGAUGGACAAUUUCGGGUUCGACAAAGAGAUUAUGGACAAAUUUUCGUCGUUCCAAAGCACCUACUCGUGGGGAAUAUUCCCGAUGUUGCUGCGCCCGAAAAGUCGCGGUCAGAUACGAUUGAGGUCUAGUGACGUGAACGUUAAACCGCGAAUCGUCGCGAAUUACCUGAACGAUCCGGAAGACAUAAGAGUUCUGGUGAAGGGAAUCCGUGUAGCCCUGAAGGUUAGCAGAACGGAAUCUAUGAGGAGGCUCGGCGUGACGUUUUACAACAAAACAGUGUCCGCGUGUGAGAAAUAUCCCUUCGAUUCGGACGACUAUUGGCUGUGCAACUCCAGAAUGCAGACCCUAACUAUUUAUCAUUAUUGCGGCAGUUGUAAAAUGGGCCCAGCCACCGAUCCCACCGCUGUCGUCGAUCCGACUUUAAAGGUGAUCGGAAUUAAAGGAUUGAGAGUGGCUGACGCGUCGAUAAUACCGGAAAUACCAACGGGACACACGAAUAUUCCGGUGUUCAUGAUUGCGGAGAAAUUGUCGGACAUGGUUAAAAAAGAAUGGGGAUAUCUGACCACCUAAUUAUCAUGCCAAUUGUCAGAA
Molecule: messenger RNA, 1785 nt
Organism: Dufourea novaeangliae
Lineage: Eukaryota; Metazoa; Arthropoda; Insecta; Hymenoptera; Halictidae
Product: glucose dehydrogenase [FAD, quinone]-like
Molecular function (GO): flavin adenine dinucleotide binding; oxidoreductase activity, acting on CH-OH group of donors
Source: RefSeq, a predicted model, not a curated record